AUGGGAGCUCAGAAGAGCAUCCAUGCAGGCAAAGCCAAGAUUGACGUGAAUGUUGAUUUAACUCACAAGCUAUGUACCUCUUUGAUGCUCCUCCCUCCUAUUCCUAUCAGGGACGGUGGGAGUCCUCUGUCACUGGUUAUUGGAAGUCUUUGCAUCAAGCACCCUAAUUUAUUUGGGGGAAGUGAGAAGCUGGAUGUGUCAUGGGACAAAGGACUUUAUGAUUCAACCGUUUUAGUGGCUUAUAGGAGGCCAAGACCAGAAUGGCUUCCUCAACAAUGCUUUGUCCUUCAGCAUUCUGUUUCGCCUGAAAUCGGGGUACAUGGUACACCAGUUGACAAUUUUUCUCGAUCUGGGAGUGGAGGUGUGAAUCUGUCCCGUUUAUCACUCGGUGUUGAUCUUAAUGAGCCGGCGAGUUCUAACUGGACUAGCACAACAAGUAUUAAAUUUGAGCAUGUCAACAUACUAAGUGAUGAUGGCCGCUCUAUUACUAGGGAUAUGGAGGGGUUUCCAGUGACUUGUAGUGGCAGUACACAUGACAGCAUGGUAGUUCUUAAGCAAGAGUCUCGAUAUGCAAAGGCAACUAAUGACAGUUUUUCUCGUUUCAGUAUGCAAAUAGAACAAGGGAUUCCUGUUCUGUCCAAGUGGCUAAUUUUCAAUAAGUUCAAGUUUGUUGCAACAAAAGGUCUCAAACUUGGACCGGCAUUUCUCGUUGCAAGCCUGACAGGUGGUUCCAUUGUAGGGGACAUGGCUCCUUAUCAAGCAUUUGCAGUAGGCGGCCUUGGUAGUGUGCGAGGGUAUGGUGAGGGUGCUGUUGGAUCAGGAAGAUCAUGUCUGGUUGCUAAUAGUGAAUUGACAUUGCCCUUGACUGAGACUUUGAAUGGUGCUCUAUUCUUGGACUGUGGAUCCGAUUUGGGAUCUGGCCGCCUUGUACCUGGAAACCCAGCACUGAGGCAAGGGAAACCCGGGUCUGGGACAGGGUUCGGUUAUGGUCUUCGGUACAAGUCUCCUAUCGGGCACUUGCAGAUUGACUAUGCUAUGAACUCAUUUAAGCAGAAAACUGUCUUCUUUGGCGUCAGCAACCUUGGUUUAUGA
Messenger RNA from Linum trigynum, 1092 nucleotides. The record is from the annotation of a GenBank genome assembly. NCBI's taxonomy places the organism in Eukaryota, Viridiplantae, Streptophyta, Magnoliopsida, Malpighiales, Linaceae.